This is a messenger RNA of Leopardus geoffroyi (Geoffroy's cat), 1657 nucleotides long. RefSeq names its product transmembrane protein 88B (gene TMEM278). The record is from RefSeq and is a predicted model, not a curated record. Gene Ontology annotation, cellular component: plasma membrane. Gene Ontology annotation, biological process: negative regulation of canonical Wnt signaling pathway. Gene Ontology annotation, molecular function: PDZ domain binding. The transcript has 2 exons. NCBI's taxonomy places the organism in Eukaryota, Metazoa, Chordata, Mammalia, Carnivora, Felidae. Bases 227 to 832 code for a protein of 201 amino acids.
UGCCCAGAACACACAGGAGCUGGCUGGGGACACUGACCAGAGCCGGAGCUGUAGUCGCCUGGUAGGGAGAGGCCCAGCCUGGCAUUGGGGAAAACUGAGGCAGGGGUGUGGCCUUGGAGACUGAUGGUCAGGGCUGGGCCUACCUGGACCAGGGUGCUGUCCUCCAGCUGGGUCCGCUAUGGUUGCUGGUGUCUGGGUGGGAGUCUGACCUGGGGACUUAGGGCUGAUGCUGGGGGCCUCAGUCCUGCCGUCUGACUACCUCCGUGAACACACCAGGCCUGUUGCCUGCGAGAGCAUGAGUGAACAGGAGAAGGAAAUGGAGGAGGAGGAGGGAGGCAGCACUUCGGACACAGCCCCCAUGCUGCCGGAAAGGGUUCCUGACGGCCAGGCCUCAGCCUUGAUGUCCCCACGGUGGGUAGGCCUGGUGGUCCGAGGCCUUGGGACCCUACUGCUGCCUGGCCAGGCCCUGGCUGGACUCCUGCUGCACCUGCUGCUGCCUGCAGCCGUGUUCCUGCUGGCCCUUCUGCCAGCAGCUGCCAUCGUGUACCUGGGAUUCCUGUGCCACUCGAGGGUUCACCCGGCGCCCCGCCCCGCGUGCCGCGCACUGCUCUCGGACAGAGGCGCCGCGGCGCUCAUCGUUCUCGGAUUCCUUUCGCUGCCUCCGCUGCUCGUGCUUGCCUCGGCCGCCCGCAGCCGCCUGGCCCGGCGUCUCCGCCCGCUGCUACCGCCCCCAACUUGGACCCCUGGAUCCCGCCGCCACCCGGGGUCCAGCGACCGUGGGCGGGCGGGACGCCACACCGACGGGGAAGAGCAGUUCUGUGCCUGGGUGUGACCCCCCCGCCCAGAGGCCUCUCCAAAGGACACGACCUCCGAAUCCCGCGAGGCACCCGAACUCCUCCCCCCGUGACCCUCAUAAGGCGGCCCCAGGCCGGCAAGCUCGGGGUCUGCGUCCAGGAUCCGUCCUCGGAAAUCGCGGGCAUCCCACGGGGCCUCGUGCGCAGUGCUUCGAGUGGCCGCGAGAUGGCACCUGACUUCCCGGAACCCAGGCCCGCCCUUCCCCAAGGUGUCCCCACCCCCGCAGUCCCCUCUGACGCGGAGAGGCUGGGAAGCCUGGAGAGAGGAGGGAGAUGCCUCUCAGAGAAGGGGCGCAUGGCCAGGCUCAGAGAAAGGUGGCCUUCCUGGCUUUUGUCACUGGCUGCCCUGGGCUCCUGCUCCCUCCCAAAGGGCAGCCCUUAGGGCCCCAAGUCUGGUCGGUCAGCGGGCCUCCAGAGGGUUCCAGAAGUGGUGAGACUUGCCUGGGAGGCUUCCACAACCGGCCCAAGAACACGGUUCCAGAAGCUUAGCGAUGGCCAGCAGCCCCAAGGCUUGCAGGGCUCAGCCUGAGAUGGCGGUCAGGGUUAGCGUUUAGAUAGGUGCCAGAUUAAGAAAGCUGUCUGUUCUUUCUGGAUAAUUUUAAGGUCUUUGUCUUUUGCAAUCUUUGGCAUUAGCAUGUUUCUAGUCGUGGAUAUGUUCUUACUUGUCCAUUCGGUAUACACUGUGUUUCUUGUUCCUACAGAUUCAUAUCUUUCAUCAGUUCUGGAGACUUCUCAACCGUUUUCUAGGUCUCCAAGUCUGCCUCCUGGUUCACUGUACCUAGUCUUUCUGGGGACACCUUUCU